Molecule: messenger RNA, 23217 nt
Organism: Oncorhynchus keta (chum salmon)
Lineage: Eukaryota; Metazoa; Chordata; Actinopteri; Salmoniformes; Salmonidae
Gene: pclob
Product: piccolo presynaptic cytomatrix protein b
Exons: 36
Coding region: 350-22057 (7235 amino acids)
Biological process (GO): protein localization to synapse; presynaptic active zone assembly
Cellular component (GO): cytoskeleton of presynaptic active zone; axon; GABA-ergic synapse
Molecular function (GO): structural constituent of presynaptic active zone; protein binding; metal ion binding
Source: RefSeq, a predicted model, not a curated record
GCUGUAGACUUGCGUUGCUCUGUGCCCGCCAUCCCUCCGCAGCCAGGCAGACCGCAGAAACUGACAAGAGUAGCCGACUGACGGAGGGCUGAGACAAGAUGGGACGAGACAUCUGGUACGACAGAGCCAGCACAACAACAGGAAGUCUGGUGUAGAAGCUGAACCAGAAGAGAGCCCAGGCAGCAGUAGUAGCAGCGACAGCAGUGGUGGAGCGGUAGAUGCCCUCCCCUCAGCCCCAGGCCCAGUUCCUCCCCAGGCCCCUGUAGGAGAGCAGAGAGAGGACAGAUCCUGCCCUGACAGUUCUGUAGACUCCAGCGAGGAAGAGGAGGACAAAGAGGAGGACCCUGCCAUGUUCUCUAACUUUCUAAGCGGGGCCAACCCCCUCAGCUCUGUCUCCUCUGCUGUCAGAGGAGGUCUUUUUGGGGACAAUGGGGAGGUUGACAAACAGAAAGCAGGCCCUCAGCAUCCUGGGUCAGUUCCUGGCCCUGGGAAUGCCCCACAGCAGCAGCACGGAGGACCCCAGCUGCAGGGGAACGGUCAGGCUGGUCAACCAGCCAAACCUAGCGGGCAGAAAGCCCCCGCUAAGGGUGGUCCACAACAGCAAGGACCUCCUAAGGGUGGUCCACAACAGCAAGGACCUCCUAAGGGUGGUCCACAACAGCAAGGACCUCCUAAGGGUGGUCCACAACAGCAAGCCCCUCAACAGCAAGGACCUACAAAAGGUGGACCACAACAACAAGCCCCCCAACAGCAAACCCCUGCUAGGGGUGGACCACAACAACAAGCCCCCCAACAGCAAACCCCUGCUAGGGGUGGACCACAACAGCAAGCACCUGAUAAAGGUGGACCGCAACAACAAGGGUCACCUAAGGUUGGCACUCAGCCACAAGUGUCCCCUAAGGGUGGACCACAACAGCAAGGACCUGCUAAAGAUGGACCCCAACAGCAAGGGUCACCUAAAGUUGGAGUUCUGCCACAAAAUCCUAAGGGACCACAACAGCAAGGACCUGCUAAGGGUGGACCCCAACAGCAAGGGUCCCCUAAGGUUGGAGCUCAGCCACAAGGGUCCCCUAAGAUUGGCACUCAGCAGCAUGGUUCCCCUAGGACUACACCACAGCAGCAGGGUUCCCCUAGGACUACACCACAGCAGCAGGGUUCCCCUAGGACUACACCACAGCAGCAGGGUUCCCCUAGGACUACACCACAGCAGCAGGGUUCCCCUAGGACUACACCACAGCAGCAGGGUUCCCCUAGGACUAUACCACAGCAGCAAGCCGCUGGUAAAGCUGGGCAUCAGUCUAAAGCCGGACCUAUGGCUGGAGCUAAACCCCUGUGCCCAGUGUGUAACACUACCGGACUCAACCUACACUCCAAGGAGCCACCCAACUAUAACACCUGCACACAGUGUAAGACUGUCGUCUGCAGCUUCUGUGGCUUCAGUCCUCCUGACUCUGGCGGUAAGGAGUGGCUGUGUCUGACCUGCCAGAUGCAAAGAGCACUCGGAGGCUCUGACCCACCUGGAACCCCAAAGAUGAAACCCCAGCCUUCACCCAACAAAGCCUCUAUAUCUCCUGCACCACAGAAGAAAGACACCUCUACACAAGGCUCCAUCCAGAAAAACCCUAUUACAUCAGCAACACAGCCACCCAAGGCAGAGACUGCUAAAGCAGCAGACCCUCAGACACCGCCUAGCCCAGUACCUGCCCAGAAUGCACCACAGGAGAACCGGAGAACAUCAGGGCCUCAGAAACCGCCAGAGCAGCCAGGCCAACCUGGGCAUAAGCAGAGUAAUGUCACCCCAUGCACACAGGAGGAGCCUGGGAAGCCUCAGCAAGAGCUUCCAAAGGAUGGAGCCUCUCCUGCCAACGUUGUGCCACAGCUACAGGCUCAGGCCCCCAAGCAAGAGUCAGGGGGCUUCUUUGGCUUUGGUGGUCCUAAGUCUCAGCCUGCUUCCUCAAAGCCUGAAGAUUCAGUGUCUGGUAAGAUGUUUGGCUUUGGCUCCUCCAUCUUCAGCUCUGCAUCCACUUUGAUCACCUCAGCUGUUCAGGAUGAGCCCCACACCACUCUGCCAGCUUCCCCCAUGGUGUCUGCACCGGCCUCUCCCAAGAUGCCCCCUGCAAAGGAGACCAAACCACCUGCUGUUCAGAAUGCAGAGGAGAAGAAAGCAGAGCAACCCCAACAGGCCAAGGUUCCCACAUUAUUACAGGCCAACGUAGACAAACCCCCAUCAGAGCCUCGAAAGGGAACAGCAUCCUACCAACCAUCUGCCAAAGCAGGCCAGUCCACCUGUCCACUCUGCAAGGUGGAACUCAACAUGGGCUCCAAGGACCCUCCCAACUACAACACAUGUACCGAAUGCAAGAACACUGUCUGCAACCUCUGUGGUUUCAACCCCAUGACAAAUGUUACUGAGGUGAAGGAGUGGCUGUGUCUGAACUGCCAGAUGAAGAGAAUGGAACCCACAGGACCUCCCAUGAUGAAACCCCAACCUUCUCCAAACAAAGGUUCUGCACCUCAGAAGGCCACUGUCACACCCAUCGCUACCCAAAAGAAAGACAUUCCAACACCAGGCUCCCCCCAGAGAAAACCUUCUACAUCAGCAACAGAGCCACUCAAGGCAGAUGCUGCUAGAACAGCAGACCUUCAGAAACCAGCCAGCCCAGCACCUGUUCAGAAGGCACCACAGGAGAACCGGAGAACAUCAGGGCCUCAGAAACCACCAGAUCAGCCAGGGCAACCUGGGCAUGAGCGGAACAAUGCCACCCUGUCACAGCAGGUGCCUGGGAAGCCUCAGCAAGAGCCUCCAAAAGGUGGGACAUCUCCUGCCAAAGCUGUGCCAACACUACAGGCCAAGCCCCCCAAGCAGGAGUCAGGGGGCUUCUUUGGUGGCUUUGGUGGUCCUAAAUCUCAGAUUUCCUCAAAGCCUGAAGAUUCAGUGUCUGGGAAGGUGUUUGGCUUUGGCUCCUCCAUUUUCAGCUCUGCAUCCACUUUGAUCACCUCAGCUGUUCAGGAUGAGCCCCACACCACACCACCAGGUUCCCCAAAGGUGUCUGCAGCAGCCCAGGCCUCUCCCAAGAUGCUCCCUACAAAGGAGACCAAACCACAUGCUGCUCAGAAAGCAGAGGAGAAGAAAGCAGAGCAACCCCAGCAGGCCAAGGUCCCCCCAUCAGUACAGGUCAACGUGGACAAACCCCCAUCAGAGCCUCCAAAGGGAACAGCAUCCUACCAACCAUCUCCCAAAGCAGGCCAGUCUACCUGUCCGCUCUGCAAGGUGGAACUCAACAUGGGCUCCAGGGACCCUCCUAACUACAACACCUGCACCGAAUGCAAGAACACUGUCUGCAACCUCUGUGGAUUCAACCCCAUGCCACAUGUUACUGAGGUGAAUUUGUGGCUGUGUCUGAACUGCCAGAUGCACAGAGCACUUGGAGGAAUGGAACCUCAUGGACCUACCAUGAUGAAACCCAAGCCUUCCCCCAACAAAGUCUCUGCUCCUGCUGCUCCUCAAAUGAGAGACACACCAACAGCAUCUGGUCCCCAAAAAGUGGCCACUACACCAGCCUCACCCAAAAAGGAGUCAGUGACUCCAGCCUCUCAGCCUGUCUCCUCAAAACCUGAAGAGUCAGUGUCUGGGAAGAUGUUUGGCUUUGGUUCAUCCAUCUUCAGCUCUGCAUCCACUUUGAUCACUUCGGCUGUUCAGGAUGAGCCCCACACCACACCGCCAGCUUCCUUCAAGGUGUCUGCACCCUUUGCGCUUCAAAAGCAGGAGACUCCCACACCAACUGGUGCCCAAAAAGGUGCACUAACACCAGUGUCACCCAAAAAAGAGGCUCAAACACCAGCCUUAGCCCCAAAGAAAGACACCCCAAUGCCAGCCUCCCCCCAGAGAAAGCCAGACUCCCCCACAAUGACUGCAAAGCAGGACCAGAAACAUUCAAGUCCUUUAAAACCAGGAGACCCAUCAGGGGCUAAGCAGGGGAGUGCUGCACAACCACAGCAGCAGCCCCUACAGCAGAAGACUCCACAAGUCCAGCCUCAGCAGACCCCAGCAAGUGCACUGAAAGCAGAACCUGUGAAGCCUCAGCAGACCCCAGCAAGUGCACUGAAAGCAGAACCUGUGAAGCCUCAGCAGACCCCAGCAAUUGCACUGAAAGCAGAACCUGUGAAGCCUCAGCAGACCCCAGCAAGUGCACUGAAAGCAGAACCUGUGAAGCCUCAGCAGACCCCAGCAAGUGCACUGAAAGCAGAACCUGUGAAGCCUCAGCAGACCCCAGCAAGUGCACUGAAAGCAGAACCUGUGAAGCCUCAGCAACAGCCUCCUAAAGUUGGGACCUCUCCAGGACCUGCUCAGAAGAAACCACAGGAAAACCGGAGAACAUCAGAAGUUCAGAAACCACCACAGCAGCCCAGCCCUGGGCGUAGGCAGAGUAUUGCCAUUCCGUCCACACAGCAACACACCAAGCAGGAGUCAGGAGGCUUCUUUGGCUUUGGUGGUCCCAAAUCUCAGUCUACCCCCUCAAAGCCUGAAGAUUCAGUGUCUGGGAAGAUGUUUGGCUUUGGCUCCUCCAUCUUCAGCUCUGCAUCCACUUUGAUCACCUCAGCUGUUCAGGAUGAGCCCCACACCACUCUGCCAGCUUCCCCCAUGGUGUCUGCACCGGCCUCUCCCAAGAUGCCCCCUGCAAAGGAGACCAAACCACCUGCUGUUCAGAAUGCAGAGGAGAAGAAAGCAGAGCAACCCCAACAGGCCAAGGUCCCCACAUUAUUACAGGCCAACGUAGACAAACCCCCAUCAGAGCCUCCAAAGGGAGCAGCAUCUUCCCAACCAGCUCUCAAAGCAGGCCAGUCCACCUGUCCACUCUGCAAGGUGGAACUCAACAUGGGCUCCAAGGACCCUCCCAACUACAACACCUGCACCGAAUGCAAGAACACUGUCUGCAACCUCUGUGGAUUUAACCCCAUGCCAAGCGUUACUGAGAUGAAGGAGUGGCUGUGUCUGAACUGCCAGAUGCAGAGAGCUCUUGGAGGAAUUGAACCCCCAGAACCCCUCAUGAUGAAACUGUAUCCCAACAAAGUUUUUGCACCUCAAACAGUCACUGUGACACCUAUUGCAGCUCAAAAGGACAUUGCAACACGUGCUGCAUCUGUGAAGACAGACAGUCCAAUCCCAAGCUCCCCUCAAAGGAAACCAGUUCCCCCUGCAGCUGAUAUAUCAAAAGCUGAAGCUACUAAAGGAGCAGGCACUCAAAUGCCGGCAAGCCCAGCUCAGAUGGCAUCACAAGGGAACCGAAGAGCUUCAGAACCUCAGAAACCACCACAGCAGCCCAGCCAGCCUGGGCGUAGGCAGAGUAGUGCCAUCCCAGACACACAGCAACACCCCAAGCAGGAGUCAGGAGGCUUCUUUGGCUUUGGUGGUACCAAAUCUCAGUCUACCCCCUCAAAGGCUGAAGAGUCAGUGUCUGGUAAGAUGUUUGGCUUUGGCUCCUCCAUCUUCAGCUCUGCAUCCACUUUGCUCACCUCAGCUGUUCAGGAUGAGCCCCACACCACACCGCCAGGUUCCCCGAAGGUGUCUGCACUGGCCUCUCACAAGUUGCCCCCUGCAAAGGAGACCAAACCACCUGCUACCGAGAGAGCAGAGGAAUCAAAAGCAGAGCAACCCCAGCAGGCCAAGGUCCCCCCAUCAGUACAGGCUAAAGUUGACCAACCCUCAUCAGGGCCUCCAAAAGGAGUAGUAUCCUCCCAACCAGCUCUCAAAGCAGGCCAGUCCACCUGUCCACUCUGCAAGGUGGACCUCAACAUUAACUCCAAGGACCCUCCCAACUACAACACCUGUACCGAAUGCAAGAACACUGUCUGCAACCUCUGUGGAUUUAACCCAAUGCCACAUGUUACUGAGGUGAAGGAAUGGCUGUGUCUGAACUGCCAGAUGCAGAGAGCUCUUGGGGGAAUGGAACCCUCAGAACCCCUCAUGAUGAAACCCCAACCCUUACUCAACAAAGUUUCUACACCUGUUGCACCUCAAAAGGAGCCUCCGGCAACUCAAAAGGUAAAGGAGACUGCGAUACCUGCUGUAGAUCAGAAGAAGGCCGCCUCCACAAUACAAAAAGAAGAGACAACCACUCUUGCUGCACCACAAAAGGAGACUCCAUUACCAGCCUCAUCCAAAAUGGGGGAGACACCAGUUACAGCUUUAAAGCAGGACACUCCAACACCAGAUUCACCACAAAAUAAAAAAUAUCCUACACCACCAGGUGUGUCUGUAACAGAUGAGGUCCCAACCACAGCUUUGCCUAUCAAGAAGGACGUUUCUGCCUCAGCCCUUAUCAAGGAGGAACCAACUUCUGCCUCCCCUCUCAUCAAGGAGGUCACUGGUUCACCUCUCACUAAGGGGGCACCAGCCUCACCUCAAAAUAAUAAGGAACAUAUACUACCAGGUUCACAAAACAGAAAGGUGUCCCCAACACCAGGUUCAACCCAAGAUAACUAUGCUGUACAAUCAGGUUUACCUCUGAAGAAGGAAGCACCAUUUUCAUCAGCAGUAGAGACUAAAGAGGUCCAACUUCCAGCUGCAGUUAUAAGCAAUGAGGCACCUGUUCCAGAUUCACUCAAAACAAACGAGACAACAACACUUGACUCCGCAAUGAAAAAAGAGUGUUCAUCUACUGAGAUCUCAAUUGACAACCAGAAACCUGCAAUUGUUCAAAAGUCGAUGGAGCCACCAGCCACACCUACAAACAAGCAGAACAAGGUUGUUCAACCCUUACAGCAGCCAGAAAAGAAAAUGCCUGCUGCACAGCCUCUGGCACAAGUACAGCCCCAGGAAGCUCCAAAGCCAGACCCCAAAAUCACUCCCCCAAAGCAGGAGCUUGGGAAACCAGCCAGUUCAGCACCUGCUCAGAAGCAACUAGAGAACCGGAGAACAUCAGAACCUCAGACACCACCACAGCAGCCCAGCCAGAGUAGUGCCAUCCCAUCCACACAGCAACCCCCCAAGCAGGAGUCAGGAGGCUUAUUUGGCUUUGGUGGUCCUAAGUCUCAGCCUGCUUCCUCAAAGCCUGAAGAUUCAGUGUCUGGGAAGAUGUUUGGCUUUGGCUCCUCCAUCUUCAGCUCUGCAUCCACUUUGAUCACCUCAGCUGUUCAGGAUGAGCCCCACACCACUCUGCCAGCUUCCCCCAUGGUGUCUGCACCGGCCUCUCCCAAGAUGCCCCCUGCAAAGGAGACCAAACCACCUGCUGUUCAGAAUGCAGAGGAGAAGAAAGCAGAGCAACCCCAGCAGGCCAAGGUCCCCACAUUAUUACAGGCCAACGUAGACAAACCCCCAUCAGAGCAUCCAAUGGGAGAAGCAUCCUCCCAACCAUCUGCCAAAGCAGGCCAGUCCACCUGUCCACUCUGCAAGGUGGACCUCAACAUGGGCUCCAAGGACCCUCCCAACUACAACACCUGUACCGAAUGCAAGAACACUGUCUGCAACCUCUGUGGAUUCAACCCCAUGCCACAUGAAACAGAGGUAAAGGAAUGGCUGUGUCUGAACUGCCAGAUGCAGAGAGCUAUUGGAGGAAUGGAACCCCCAGGACCGCCGAUGAUUAAAUCCCAACCCUUGCCAAGCAAAGUCUCCACACCUGCUGCAUCUCUAAAGCUGACCCCAGCAACAGCUAAACCCCAAAAGGAGGAGAUUCCAGCACCUGCGGCUGCCCAAAAAGAGAUUCCUCCACCGACUGCACCUCAGGAGACACUAAUACCGGCUAGAACCCCAUCAACAGCUGCAGUCAAAAAGGAGGAGACCCCAGCACCAGGAUCCCCACAAAACAAACCUGCUCCACCUGCUGUGGCUGCAAAGGACAAACAGGAACCUAUAAUUGUUCAGAAACCAGUGGACCAAACAAUUCCAGUGACACCCAUACCGAGUGGUGCUGUUACACCUGCACAACAGCCAGAAAAGCAAACUCCUCCACUGCAACAGCCUGAUGCUAAGCCCCCACCACAACUACAGCCCCAGCAAGUUCCAAAGAUAGACCCCAAAACUGAUCCCCUAAAGCAGGAGCAUGGAAAGCCUCAACAACAGCUUCCAAAAGGUGGAACCUCUCCUGCCAAAGCUGUAUCACAACCACAGGCCAAGCCCCCAAAGCAGUCAGUGGGUUUCUUUGGCUUUGGCGGUGCUAAAUCUCAGCCUGCUCAGUCAAAGCCUGAAGAGUCAGUGUCUGGGAAGAUGUUUGGCUUUGGCUCCUCCAUCUUCAGCUCUGCAUCCACUUUGAUCACCUCAGCUGUUCAGGAUGAGCCCCACACCACUCUGCCAGCUUCCCCCAUGGUGUCUGCACCGGCCUCUCCCAAGAUGCCCCCUGCAAAGGAGACCAAACCACCUGCUGUUCAGAAUGCAGAGGAGAAGAAAGCAGAGCAACUCCAGCAGGCCAAGGUCCCCACAUUAUUACAGGCCAAAGUGGACCAACCCCCAUUAGAACCUCCAAAGGGAGCAGCAUCUUCCCAACCAGCUCUCAAAGCAGGCCAGUCCACCUGUCCACUCUGCAAGGUGGAACUCAACAAGGGCUCCAAGGACCCUCCCAACUACAACAACUGCACCGAAUGCAAGAACACUGUCUGCAACCUCUGUGGAUUUAACCCCAUGCCACAUGAAACAGAGGAAUGGCUGUGUCUGAACUGCCAGACACAGAGAGCUCUGUCGGGUCAGCUGGGAAACAAGGGGAUGAUGGCCCAGCCACAACUCACAAUGACUGGUGCCCAGCCCACACCACAGCCUGUAGCCAUUUCCACCAGGACAGAGCCCCUGUUUCCAGCAGCAACCACAACCGAGGACCCGGCUGUUCCUCUCAUGUCAGAGCCCAUUCCACCUACACUAACACCUGCUCUUGCACAAAAGGAGCUGGAGCCAACGGUGAAAGUCUCUGAGGCUGAAGCUCCCAAUGUGGUCGCAAAGGCUGAGGCUCCAAAGACAGAAGUUCUCAAGGUGAAGAUCGCCAAGACAGAGGCACCAACAAUGGAGUCUUCUGUGGCAGAAGUUCCUACAAAAGAGCUGCCCAAACCAGUGCCACCUAAAUCUGAACCACCCAAGACUCCAGUGGUAGCUGCUCCUGUUGUCUCUGUCCCAAUGACUGAGGCCAUGACUGCUCCUGCUCCUCUACCCACCACAGUCGCUACUGCCAUUGCUGUCACUUCAGCCACUGCAAAGGCUAAGGCUCAACCAGCAGAGCUACCUAAACCAGCAGAGGAGAAGGUUGAGAAGCCAGCAGAGAAGGUUGAGAAGCCACUGAAACCAGUACCUGUCACAGUGCCUGAGAGGGUAACUCCACAACCAGUCCCAACAGCUGAUACUAUCAAGAAAGAGGCCGCUCCAUUGGUUGAAAAGGUGGAUGAUGUCCUUCCUGAACCUCAGCAGAUUCUCACUGAGAAGGAGACUGUGGAGGAGGAGAAAGAGUCAACUGCAGACUCCCUCCUAGCAGACCAGGUAGUAGUUGAGGUACCGUCCAGCCCAGCCAGUCCAUUUGAGGCUGACACCAAGACUGAGGACCAUAGUAUCAAGUCCCAGGAUGGACCAUAUAUACUUCCUAUCUCACAGGGCUCCUACAGCUCAGAGGAAGAGCUGAAAGAGUUGCAGACAGACAGAAAUGUCCCUAUGAUUGACACGACCGCUGACACAGCCAUGCCUUCCAAGGAAGAGGUGAAUGUGGAGAAGAGGCGUCUGAAUUAUGUACAGAUGGAGGAGAGCAGUGGGAGUGAACCCUCUCCCUCGCCCCAGGUCCAGAGACGGAGGUUAAGUGCGAUAGCAGUCAGCACGGCAGCCUCAUCCAGUAGCGAGGACUACAAAGCAGACAGCCCAGACUCAUCUGUGGAUGAGGAGGAGUUCAUCCGCAGGCAGAUCAUGGGGAUGACAGGAGAGGAGGAGAUGUUUCUCUCAGAGGAGGAAAAAGAUGAGAAAGAGAGCAGAGAGGAGGAGACCAAGGAGGCUGAGGUGGAUAACGAAUCAGGCAAAUCCAAACUUCUGCUAAAGAAAGGCAUUAUGGAUAAUGAAGACAGCCCAGCCAGGAGACCAUCUCUUCCAGGAUCUGAGGCUAAAACCACUGCAGAUAGGUCUGAGCUCACCACCACUGUGUUUAAGAAAGACAUGACGUUACAGAGAACAAAGAGCACAGAUUAUGGAGAUGCUGAGGUGGAGAGCAUCACAGAGUCUCUGGAGGACAAAUCCAAAGGUGAGGGGUCAUCCAGUGUCCAGGUGUCCAGCUUCACCCCUGGAACCUCCCCCACCUCAGCCUCUUCUCUGGAGGAGGACAGCGACAGCAGCCCCAGCCACAAGAGGAGUGGGGAGGGGAAACAGCACCGCAAGGCCAAGCACAGGCAGGCAGGCCAGUCCCUUCCCACCAUCGAGGACUCGUCAGAAGAGGAGGAACUCAGGGAGGAAGAAGAUCACCUCAGGGAGCAGGAGAAACAGGAGUCAGACCAGCAGCAGGGGAAGAGGAGCUCCAAGAAGUCCAAGAGGGAUAAAGACGAACUACAGACUCAGAGGAAAUGGGAUAAGCCUGUAACCUCGCCCAGUAACCUGUCUCCUAUUGAAAACGCCUCGCCCACUGUGGAGAUGAGGCAGGCUAGAGAGAUGGAAGUGUUUCACAAGUCCUCAGGCUCUGACUAUUCUCCUAGCAUGGAGUCUGAUUCAGAGGCGUUUCACACAGAGGCCAAGAUAGCUGUCCCAAAAGGACAGAAGUUCAGUACUGCAGAGCCACUAAAGAAUGCAGAGGAUGUAUAUGAGGAGAUGCUUCAGAAAGCUAGAUCUCCUAAAGGAGAGACAGAGCCCAUCCCUGAGAUAGAGCCACUCUAUGGAGGCAUGGCCAUAGAGGACUACCUCUAUGAGUCCCUAGUGGAGGAGCCUGAAGCUAAACCUAGUUCAGCCCUACCAGAGCAGCUCAGUAAAGACCAUGCUACAGAGCCAGGGAAGAAAAGUUUAAGAUCUCCUGAAGAGUUGUAUGAGGAGAUGAUGCUGAAGAAGAAGGAACUGAUGUUGAUAGAGCAGGAGUUUCAGAGGGCUCAGACAGCGAUGGACACUCCAACUCCUGAAAUACAUGUGACUGCACCAUCCAGUGCUGCAGCUGAGAGCUGCAAAGUUGGUGAGGCAGAGGGAGAAAAGCCUAUGUUAGAUGCGGAUUCUACCUACGUUAAGAGGAAGAAACGUCCUGCUCCACCACGACCCUCUGAACCUCCUAAACGGCCCGAGGUAUACGUUGCCAAGCCAACAGUUCCUCAGGAUAUGACUAUGAGGAGGGCUCUUUUCCCCAUACCGGAUUUGAAGAUCACCCAGUGUUCCUCUGGAGAGGAUGAGACGGAUGAUAGUAUAAUAGAGGAGUAUGGAGUGGGAGUGUCCUCUGAUAUUACCCCUAGCGAUGAGUCUGAGACUAAAGAACAGGUAGAGUCCCCUCCAGUUUCAGAACAUACACCAAUAACAGAGGCAGCUGAGAUUGAACCCAUAAUUUUAGUGUGUGAGGUUCCCCAGGCAAAAGCUACUCCAGCUCCUGCCCCUGAGACAGUUCUAGCCACCAGUACAACCACCACAACAUCACCAAUCUCUCCAGUAUCACCUCCCACCUCACCAGCAACUCCAGACUCAAGUCUAGCCUCCAAUGCUACUUCCUCCUCCUCUUUCCAAGCUCCAAGUCCUCUCUCCUCUGACUCUACUCCAGUGUCCACUCCAACACCAGACCUGGCCAAAGCUGCAGCUCCCUUCGCAGCUCAGCUGCCUGCUCCUAUCUCCCCUCCUUCUAUUGCUCCUAUUAUGGCUGUUUCUCCAACCACAGUUUUGGUCACAAUUCCAGAUUUGGUGACAGAUCCAACCCAAGCACCAGCACCAGAUACAACUACAGUCCAUGCUUCUGCUCCACUAGCUCAACCCCAAGCCUCAGUCCCUGCCUCAGUGGUGGUGCACAUACCUGAUCCGGUUGUAAUCCAAAUGCCAGACCUGGUUACAUCUCCAUCCCAGAUGUCUGUUCAGGGUCCACCUUCUGUACAGGUCACAGCACCAACUCCAGUACCAAGCCCAGUACCUUCUGAAGCCACAUCUCCGGUCCCAGCUGCUCCCAGUGCAAUGUCAACUUCGGCUACAGUCUCUGCUCCAACUCCAGCCCCAGCUCCAGUUGUAGUCCAAAUGCCAGACCUGGUUACCAUCACCUCUUCAGUUUCACCCCAAGCCCCACUACCUGUGACAUCCUCAGCUCCUGCCCAGGCUACAGUGGUGCAUUCAGUCCCUGUCCAGACUGCUGCCCCACCUCCAACCCCAGUAGUAGUCCCAGCCAUAGGGACACGCCGAAUUCAGAGACAAGCCUCCACCAAAAAAGCCCCACCUCCUCCUCCACCUAGGUCUACAUCUGUCUCCCUGCCCCAAACCUCAGCAGAGCCUACCUCUAUCAGGGCCAUCCAUAAUGUCUCUCCGACCGUGACUACCACAAUAGCCAUGGGAGCAGCUCUGCCUGUGGUGGUGAAUGUACAGUCGCUAGUGGAGGAUGUCCGGCCAGAAGGUGUUGCUGGCUUUCAGGUUAUGAUGACCCCAACCAGACAGGGGCAUGUGGUCAUCAUAGUUCCCAAUGUGGAGAACAUGUCAGUCCUCAGCCAGACAACCCAAGACCUUGUGGCAAACUCAGUUGCAAUAACUACCACCUCUGCUGUGGUUGAUGGCAGUAGUCAGAUAGCAGCAAGGCCUGUGGUUGUCAGUGUUGAUCCUUUCUAUACUGCUCCCUCUGUUCCUGCUGUACACAGCUCAGACACAUAUAUACCUUUGGCAGAUACCCCAACACCUCCUUUGCCUCCUCCACCACCCCCUGCCACCUUACUAAAGCCAGCUGUUUAUCCCAAAAAGCCUUACAUUUCCAUCCCACCUUCAGUCCCAACAUCAGUGCCAGUCUCAGCUGCUUUGACAAUGGCACAGGCAACUGUAACAACCCCAGACCCCAGUCCAGUACACAAGGCCCCUGCACCCCCUGCACCCCCUCCAGUCCCCCCCAAGCCUGUGUCCAUCCCUGCAGGGCUGGUGUUCAGCCACCGACCAGGGGAGAGUGUCAAACCUCCAGUGUAUCCCACUGCCAGCCACACACUUCCCACGACCAGAGAAGUGGUUCCAGAAGCCAGCUCAGCAGAGCCAUUCACAGCCACAACACUGCCCAGGACCAGAGAACCUCCCAAUGCCCUGUCUCUGAGUCUGACCACCCCAGUGGAAUCCAAGAUGAGUGCUACCUCACCCAGGUCCCCUCUUUCUCCAAGGAACGCCAAGUGUCUGGAGACGUAUGUUGUGAUAACUCUGCCCUCAGAGCCUGGCACACCCACAGAGGGAAUCACUGUCCAAGCCCCAAUCAGAAGAGGGUCCAUCCUCCCCUCUAAGCAGACAGGCCCGGGGGUUAGGACCACACCGUCAGAACAGCUGUCACCCAUUGAGGCCUUCUCAGCCCAGUACAAUGUCAGGAGAGCAUCAGUUCCCUCAUUGAGGCAGCCACCACCACCAGCAGCAAUAGGACCAGUCGAAGUAGCAGCACCCCUAGAGGGAGUCUCUGUUCUAGCAACAGCAAGACAGCCUUCCAUACCAUCAGAUAUGCAGCCUCCAUACGGUAUGGCUGAGGUGGUGACAGUUUCAGCUGGGUCUGAGAUGCCUAUUCAGGUACACAAUGUCCCAGCUCCAAUCAAGAAACCGUAUAAACCUCCAACAGCCAAGCCACCGCAGACAGUGUCUGUGGUUAUGACGAUGCCAUCAGAGCCACGGGUUCCUGUAGAAGUGUCUGCAACUCAAGCCUCUGGUAGAAGGGCAUCAAUACCUGCUGUACCUCAGCAGCCACAAUAUGUGGCUGAAGUAAUGGCUUUACCAGCAGAGCUGGACAUACCUUCAGAGGUCAUUUCAAUUGAGGCCAUGUCUGGAAGAGCAACAACACCAUCAGAAAUGCUGCAACCACAAACCAUGGCAGAGGUAAUGCCAUUACAUCAGGAAAUACCAACGGGAGCUAUGGCCACCCAAACCCGUGUAGAAGCUACACCCUCAACCAUGCAUCAGUCACCAUCUCUGAUAGAGGUGGUUUCAACUGAGGCUGUCUUUAGAAGAGCAUCAAUACCAUUGGAAAUGCAGCAACCACAAACCAUGGCAGAGGUAAUGCCAUUACAGCAGGACACACCAUCAAUACGAUCAUCUGCACCACAACCACAAGGAGUGUCUGAAGGAGUGACUUUUCCUUCAGAGUAUGAAAUGCCUACGGAGGUUAUAACAACUGAGGCCACUACCACUAGAAGGACAUCCACAUCCUCUGUAGCACAACAACCAUACACAUUUGCUGAAGUAAUGACUUACCCAUCGGAGUAUGAAACACCCACCCAGGUGGUUACAACUGAGGCUAUUUCCACUACAAAAAGAGAGUCUAUAACCAUGCAGCAGCUUCUAACUAUGGCCCAGGUUAUCACAAUGCCUGCAGAAGCAGAGGUACCUCUAGAGGCAUAUGCUGCCCAAGUUCAAUACAGGAGAGAAUCCAUCCCCUCAGCAGUGCAACCACCACAGGCAGUAUCAGAGGUCCUGAGUUACUCAUCAGAGUAUGAGACCCCCCUGGAGGUCAUUACAACUGAAGCCUACACCAGCAGAAUGUCAGUUCCCUCUGGCCAGGAGGUUCCCCAGACUGUCCCCGUGGCUCCAGUCACCAUCACCAGGAAGUUCCACCAGGAGUCGAUAGAGAGCCAGGAAAUCCGUGGGCCUGAGAAGGUGGUGUCCAGCCUGAGCCACGUGUACUCCUCCUCUAUCUCCACCUCAGCCCAGCCCCCAGAGAGACUGCCCAGCUUGGUCACUCAGGUGGUCACCACCGAGGUUCAGAGAACCACUGUGUCUGUGGUUCAUGAGAGGCUGCCCCAGGCUCCUGCGUCAGACGCAUUGACCAUCCUUAUCCAGCCAGACCUGUCUAAAGUCCAGCCCUCUACCAAACAGAACGGGAAGAUCUACUCCGGUGAUGCCAUUGACCUCCGCACCAUUAAGGUCGGUGUAAAGAUGACCGAUUCAGGGAUGGACUUGACGCCUCAGGAAUCGAGUCGCCAGUCUGUCUGUAGCAACUCCAGUGGCCGACAUACGGCAGUGCAGCCAGAGAUAGUGAACCUGAGUGCUGAGAUCACCCCUUCCACCACAUUGGCUGUUGUCACUGAUAGCAUCACUAUUGUCACCUGUUCAGCCACCAUUGCCUCCUACACCAGCGAGCCAGAAGAAAAGCCUUUAGAUCUGCAGGGUUAUGUUGCCUCCAUGCCUCUCCCUCUUACCACAUACAAACCAUUCGAGCCUCUGGCACAGAUAGUGUAUAGGCGUGUAGACUGUCCACCUAUCGUCAGCACGGUGAUAGCCAGAGACACAGAGACACCAAUUAACCUGUCCUAUGGAGCCUCCCCAGUAGAUAGCAGGCUUCCAGUGACCAUGGCCCCAGCUGUCAGCAAUGGGGGAACCGUGCUCUCAGAGCUGGCUGGGGCCGUGGACCUGUCCACCUCCAGACCCCUUAGGGCCAUGGUGGCUCUGUCCGGCACCAGCCCCGGUGUGGUGACCACGGUUGUAGAGGAUGAUGGGACGCCCAUAGAUCUGACAGCUGGGAAAAAUGUGUGCUGUGACGUCAUCUACAAGCUACCCUUCACAGGGAACUGUAGGACCCAGCCACCAGUUAUUACCCAGCCUGACAACCACUUCGGCUACAGAGAUGACCACUACCAGUAUGCUCAUGCUGGGGUCUAUGGAAUCAAGGUCUUGAACGGCAAGGCCUUGUCUGAGACCAAUCUGGCUGAUGCAGGACUCUUCCUCUGUAAUGGAAAGACCGAAUAUGACUAUAAAGUCUUGGACAGUGCGGUAGACCUGACAGCUGGUAAUAUAUCCGCAGGUGAAGCUCUAGACUACACUAGUAAAGCUGCUGGGGCCUACACUGGGAUAUCCACUGCUCCAUAUUCCCAGGUCCCUGCUUAUAGUGUCCUUAGAUCCUCAGACGGAAUGGUAUACUCCUCCAUAGCAGCCCCUGUUCCUUCUACAUAUGCCAUUACCACCCAGCCAGGGUCCAUCUUCAGCACCACCCUACCCCCUACCACCACCCUCCAGGAGCAGCCAGCCCAAGCUCCAUACCCCUAUGGCUUCAUCCCCACCACCGACCCUGGCAACCAGAUCAUCAGCCUGGGAACUGGCCUGCCCAAGGACCUGCUGCCCAGCGCUCUGGCUGACAUCAUGACUGGCUUCCCUGCCCUGUACUCUGACCAGACCCUGGAGGCCAUCGCAGCUUCUCUGGAGGCCCUGGCCUCGUUGCCCAUGUUCCCCGGCCUGGAUGACAGCAAGAUCACUCAGUACCAGAUGGAGAGGGAGUUCCUGCAGCUGGAGAAGCUGAAGCAGCUGUGUCUGGCAGAGGAGCUGGAGUGGGAGAGGCAGGAGAUCCAACGCUACCGCGAGCAGGAGCAGAUAAUGGUGCAGAGGGAGCUGGAGGAGCUGCAGGCUCUGAAACAGAAGUUGUUAGUUCAACAAGAAGAGGAGCACCAGGCACACCUUGUAGCACAGCAGGAGACCUAUAACCAGCAGAGGGAACAGCUAGAGCAGAUCCAACAGCUCCAGGUGCAGAUACAGCACCAGCUAGAGGAGCACUACAGUAGCACAGGAACCUCAGAUAACCUGCUAGAGGCACAGUAUGCAGGGGUGGGGGAUAACGGUCAGUACUGGCCUGUUAGAGAUGAGUCCACCACCUCAUCCACUGUCAUCCAGCUAGAAGGUGGGGUGCAGUAUGUGACCGGUGAGGGUCAGAGAGAGGUUGGAGGUCAGGACCAGCUGCAAUUCAGUAGGAAACAGUCGGCAGGGUCUAAGCAGCCUGGUGACCAGGGGUAUGGUACAGGGGUGGUAGGGAAGAGGAUAGUGGACAGUGGGGUCCAGACAGACGAUGAGGACUCGGUAGACAGAACGUAUGUGGGGAGGAGGAAGAGGAACAACAGGGGGAGGGGUGUAGACAGCAGUGUUCAGACUGAUGAUGAGGAGGACCAAGAGGAUGAGUGGGACAUGCCAACCAGGUCGCGGCGGCGCUCCCGCUCCAGCAAGCACAGCGGCGAGGGAAAACACAGUGGCUCUAAGGUCUCCAGCAUUGCCAUCCAGACUGUGGCAGAGAUCUCUGUCCAGACCGACCACUCUGGCAGCAUCAAAUGCCCCAGCAUCCAGAUGGACACUAAGGUGGAGAUCAUCAAACACAUCUCAGCCCCAGAGAACUCUCAGAGAGGAGGCAGCCUCAGCUGCCAGACAGACACAGACCGCAGGCGCCACUUGCCCGUAGAGGUGGGCUACAGCGCCUACCUGAAGGCAGACCUCGCCCCCAAAUCCCCCAAAGUGCUUUACUCUCCCGUGUCCCCCCUCUCCCCGAGUAAGGCCAUGGAGGAAGGGCAGAAGAGGCUGACCACUGACCCAUCCAGGUUUUCCAAUGGGCCUAGGAUGCUGAAGCCUGGACCGAAGUCUCUGCCUGACCCCAAGUCUCUCAGCCCCACCACCGAGGACAGGAUAGGCUACCACUACACAGAAACCUACUCUGGCCAGGGCUCUCCGUCAGGCACUGGAAAGAAGGUGAAGAGGACCCUACCCAACCCUCCCCCGGAGGAUGACCCUCUGACUGGCCCAUCAGGCUACAGCGCCAACUCAGCGCGCCGACGUCUCGGCCGUCACACCACCAUGGCCCGGGCCAAGAUCUUGCAGGACAUCGACAAGGAGCUGGACCUGGUGGAGAGAGAGUCAUCCAAGCUCCGCAGAAAACAGGCCGAGCUAGACGAGGAGGAGAAAGAGAUUGAUGCCAAGCUGAGGUACCUGGAGAUGGGCAUCAACCGUCGUAAGGAUGCCCUGCUGCAGGAGAGGGAGAAGAGGGAGAGGGCCUACCUGCAGGGUGUGGCUGAGGAGAGAGACUACAUGUCGGACAGUGAGGUCAGCAACAUCAGGGAGACCAGAGGGAACAGCCACGGCCUGGAGAGACCCAGGACAGCUCCACAGUCAGAGUUCGACCAGUUCAUUCCCCCUGAAACUGAGGCUGACUCCCAGUACUCCACUCUUACCAGUCCCUACUCCCACUACACCCAGUAUGUCCCCCAGACCCAGGCCAUCAGUCACUACCCCCAGCAGACCCUGUACCAGCAGCAGGCCCUCUACCAACAGCACCCCUACCAGAGUCAGUCAGUCUACUCCUCUGUGCCAAGCCUGUCCUACCCCCAGGCCUCCCACUCCCACCAGCAGGCCCAGUCCUCAGGCUACCAGUCCAAGAACACCACCAACUACGAGGUGAUCCGGAACCAGCCCAUGAUCAUCGUACCCUCCUCCAGCGAGGGGGGGUAUGGGGUGGGGAAGUACGGCAGCCUGGAACUGAGGAUGGGCCUGGAGGAGAGGAGCAUGGCCUCCAGCCCCAUGUCUAGUAUAUCUGCUGAGUCUUUCUACGCUGACAUCGACCACCACAAUGCCAGGAACUAUGUUCUGAUAGAGGACAUAGAGCAGCUGACUAAAGGCUCUACAACGCUGGGCUCUGCAGGGCUGGGGUCAGGGUUCAGUCUGCCUGAUAAGGACCUGUCUAAGGCUGACAGGCUGCUCCGGGCCGCUGAGGCCAGGCGCACUGCAGAGGUUGCGGAGUUCCUUGGUAACUCGCGUCUGCACAGCUACGGUAAAGGAGAGGAGGACUCUAUGGAGGAGCCUUAUGAGCUGAAGCUCCUGAAGCAACAGAUAAAGCAGGAGUUUAGACGAGGGACAGAGGGUCUGGAGCACCUCUCAGGCCUGGGCAUGCCCCAGUACCUCCCCACUGACCCCAGCUACAGACACUUCCCUAAGGCUGACAAGUACAGCAUCAGCCGGCUGACCUUGGAGAAACAAGCUGCCAAGCAGCUCCCUGCCGCCGUGCUCUACCAGAAACAGAUCAAGAACCAGAAGAAGGCAACCCUGAUGGACCCCAAGAUAACCAAGUUCUCCUCCAUCCAGGAGAGCAGAGACCUGGAGCCAGACUACAGCAGCUUCCUGGGCUCUGGAGCCUCGUCUGUCACCAACCUGUCCACUCGAGCCAGACUGCUCCAGGAUGAGAUCACCUUUGGCCUGAGGAAGAACCUGUCUGAGCAGCAGAAGUACCUGGACUCCUCCCUGGGAUCUAACCUGGCUGGCUCUCUGGGCCAGAACCUGGGCCAGUCCCUUGGCUUGGGGGGACCCACCAUGAGGACUACCCUACAGGAUGACACCACCUACCCCAGCGGCACGCGCUCUCGCCCCUCCUCCCGCCCCAACUCCCGCCCCAACUCCCGUCCCACUUCCGUCUAUGGCCUGGAUCUGUCCAUCAAACGGGACCUUUCCAGCUCCUCUCUCAGGCUGAAGAUUGAGGGAGAAGCAUUGGACGCAGCGUUCGGCAUGGGGAUGGCCAGGACCAAGCCCACCAGCCUGCCUAUAAGCCAGAGCCGCGGGCGCAUCCCCAUCGUGGCUCAGAACUCAGAGGAGGAGAGCCCGCUGAGUCCAGUGGGAGAGCCCAUGGGCAUGGCCAGAGCCUCAGCCGGCCCUCUACCACCCAUCUCAGCUGACUCCAGAGACCAGUUUGGCUCUAGCCACUCCCUGCCGGAGGUCCAGCAGCACAUGAGGGAGGAGUCCAGGGCUACACUGGGACAUAGUGGGGUCUACGACAGAGACAUAGCCUUCAUCAUGGACGACCUGGGAGGAGCCAUGUCUGACAGCGAAGCCCUAACUGACUCCAUGCUGACUCUGAACAGAGAUGAUCCCAGAAUCUUUCAUGAGAGUAUCAGACACGCCGGAGGCCCCAACUGGAACAUAGAAGCGUACCACCUGAGGAGGGAGGACACUGACUGGUUUGAUAAGCCUGCAGAGAGACAACAUCAGGAAAAUGGACAGCCUCUGGACAGGAGACAGAUUAAGCUGAUUCCCUAUGUGUUCCCUCACACCCGGCUCAAACUACAGAGGGACCCCAAGGACACCAGUGUCUCAGGGAAUGGUCUGGGGAUCCGUGUGGUGGGAGGAAAGGAGAUUCCUGGUUGUCAUGGUGAGAUAGGAGCCUACAUCGCUAAGGUUACACCCGGAGGAGUGGCCGAACAGACAGGGAAAGUGGUGGAAGGAAUGCAGGUGUUGGAGUUGAACGGGGUUCCUCUGAUGGGGAAGACUUACGAGGAGGUGCAGUGCAUUAUGGGUCAGCCGUCUGCAGAGACUGAGCUCUGUGUGAGACUUGACCUGAACAUGCUGUCUGAUCCUGAGCAUCCCCAGGCCCUGGAGAACCAUGACCAGCUGAAGCCUGGUGACAGGCAGUGUUCUCCAGGAGUGGACCCUAAGCAGCUGGCUGCAGAGCUGCAGAAGUUUUCCCAACAGCAGGCCCCUGGGAUGGGGGUAGGAAUGGGGGUGGGGGGGCCAGGAGGAGUAGGGGUCCUCUCUGCCCUUGACCGCUCAGCUCUGUUACACUCAGGCAAUGCAUCGGCUAGCUCUAGUGCCGUCCCCAGCCCCGGUCAGCCUGCCUCCCCAGCCAUCAACAAGAAACAACGCCACAGCGCCAAGUCGGCAGCGGAUGUGCAGGUGCUAAAGUCUCAGCCUCACCCUAUAACAGGAGAAAUACAGCUCCAGAUCAACUAUGACAGGAACCUGGGGAACCUGAUAGUGCAUGUGCUCCAGGCCAGGAACCUGGCUCAGAGAGACCCCAACAGAUACUCUGACCCCUUUGUCAAGGUUUACCUCCUACCAGGGAGAGGACAAGUCAUGGUAGUCCAGAACGCAAGUGGUGAGAACAAGAGGAGGACCAAGUACGUUCAGAGGAGUCUGAACCCAGAGUGGAACCAGACCGUCAUCUACAAGAACAUACACCUGGAACAGCUGAAGAAGAAGACUCUGGAGGUGACAGUGUGGGAUUAUGACAAAUCUUCCUCCAAUGACUUCCUGGGAGAAGUGUUGAUAGAUCUGUCUAACACAACUCAGCUGGACAACACUCCUCGCUGGCUGCCUCUGAAGGAGCAGAGUGAGAGCAUUGAGCAUAGCAGAUCACAUCACACCGCCCAGGGGCCUGGGGGGCCAGGAGCAGGUGCAGGGCCGGGACAGGGGCCCAUAGCGGGGCAAGGACCAGGCAAGGACAUGGGGCCAGGAUUAGGACAAGGACAAGGCCUAAUGCAUGGACAGGGACAGGGGCAGGGGCAGGGGCAGAUGGAGGAGUGCCUUGAGUCCCCCAAGAAUUCUGUGAUAAAGAGCAGAAGCCACGGGAUCUUCCCUGACCCAGCAAAAGACAUGCAGAUGGUGACUCUAGAGAAGUCUCACAGUAGUCCCGGCAGCUCUAAGUCAUCGUCAGACGGCCAGCUUCGUUCCCACGGUCCGUCCCGCAGCCAGAGCAAGAGCAGUGUCACACAGGCCCACCUGGAGGAUGCUGGGAUAGCUAUAGCUGCCGCAGAGGCCGCUGUGCAACAAGCCCGCCUCCAACCGAGACCAGGCCACAGGUUGGGGGAUGUGUCUGGGCCAGUGGUGUCCUCAGCCCCCAAUCUGCUGGAGGGGUAUGGGGGUCUGGAUGGAGAAGAGGGGGCUGGCACAGGGGUCGACAGCGCCAUUUUCCAGGUCCCACACAUAGGGAAGACCAUCCCCAACGGCAUUGACAAGUCUAGAGGACUGCCACUCUCGCUAUCAGACAAUGAGGGGGGUGGGGGUAAGACCCAGAUGAUGGGGGAGAUCAAGGUGGCCUUGAAGAAGGAGGUGAAACAAGAGGGAGACCAGCUGGUCCUGGAGGUUCUACAGUGUAGAAACAUCACUUACAAGUUCAAGAGCCCAGACCACCUACCAGAUCUCUAUGUGAAGCUGUACGUUGUUAAUGUGGCGACUCAGAAGAGGAUCAUCAAGAAGAAGACAAGAGUGUGUCGACAUGACAGAGAACCUUCCUUCAACGAGACCUUUAGGUUCAGCCUCAACCCCACCGGACACUCCCUGCAGUUGUUCCUGGUGUCUAACGGGGGUAAGUUUAUGAAGAAGACCCUGAUAGGAGAGGCCUACAUCUGGCUGGACAAGGUGGACAUGAGGAAGAGGGUGGUCAGCUGGCACAAGCUGCUGGUCAAUUCCACACACAACCAGUCCUGAGAGUUCAACUUGAGGUUACAGAGAGGUCAACCAGAUGUCAGUGAAGGUCAAUGAAUAGUAUUGGUCAGUGGUUGCUCGUAGAGGAGGACGAAAAAGAGGAAAAGGGAUAUAGUUGCGUUACAGAGUGCCCUUCAUCUCCUUUGUGUUAUUGUAUGAAUGAAUGAAUGAAGAAAGAAAGAAAGAAAGAAAGGAAGGAAGGAAGGAAGGAAGGAAGGAAGGAAGGAAGGAAGGAAGGAAGGAAGGAAGGAAGGAAGGAAGGAAGGAAGGAAGGAAGGAAGAAGGCCUAUCCCCUCACACUGCCAUACAUGGACUGUACCCUGAUUCUUUAUUGGAUAGUAACAGCCAGAGACUCAAACCUGAUUUCUGAUUGGACCAAAUAUUCAGACUGUACCCCGGAUUGGAUAGAGGCUGCCAGCACACACACACACACACACACACACACACACACACACACACACACACACACACACACACACACACACACACACACACACACACACACACACACACAGAGAGAGAGAGAGAAAUGAAGAAGUCCCCUUAUCUGCUGUAAGAGGACACACACAUCUCACUAUCUCCCAGCUCUCUGCUGGACAUGUCGGAUGCAAAACCUGACGUCAAUCAGGACUGUGCAGCAAUACCACAGAGUAAUUACCAGAACUACUCCUUUCUGUUUUGUCUGGAUCUGAUGCUGUUGUCUAUGGUUUAUCAUAGCCUCCACUUUAAGAUCUUUGUGAUCUGUGAAUCUGUCUGUCAUUCAGUCAGUCGGUGGGGUGCAAAUCAAUGUAUUUGUUUUUUGUCCUGAGCUGCUUGACAAAGUAUGGAAUGUUUGUUGUAUGAUACUAUUCAUGUAAUGUAAAAAACAAAACAAAAAAAAACAAGGUGUAUGUACAUUGAAAAUCUAUGGUUGAUAUUGCAGUAACUGAAGCUGACAUUAUCUGAACACUUCCGUCCAGUAGGUGGCGGUAAUUCCCUAUUACAGUUCGUUGUCAACCGACAUAAAACUCCAACUCGACCUUACCUGGACAAGUGUUAAUGUACAUUCAGAUGUAGAUAGAUAUUAGACUGAAUAUUAAAUAUAUCAAAGACACACUGUACAGAGAAAUCUUAUUUAUGAACAUGGAGUUUAUAACAAUAAAACAAACAGAUGUUGCAGAUGA